CCACAAAGCCGGUUUUAUCACAUAACCGGGUAAGUGAACCCAGGGUUUUCGGUAACCCUAGGUUUUCCGUUCCAAAAGGAUCACGGUAUGUUAGUUGCUAUAGCAACAUAUGCUCUGAAUCAAACCUGCCGGUUUUAUCACAUAACCGGGUAAGUUAACCCAGGGUUUGCGGUAACCCGAGGUUUUCCGUUCCAAAAGGAUCAAGGUAUCUUAGUUGCUAUAGCAACAUAUGCUCUGAAUCAAACCUGGUCGGAGCAGGUUUUGCGCAGGUUAAGUUAAAAGAUAACCCGGUUUUGCUCAGGGUAUUUAAACCCGCGUUCACCACAGCUUUUACGUGAUCACAAUGGCAUGCCCUUUUGACGAGAGGCCGAUUGAUAUCGGAGCGCAAAUAAUUCGUGCCAUUCACAGAGAGAGAUUAAUUAGACCACGGCUCGACAUAUUGUCCUUUCCGGAGGACUUUUUGCUGGAGAGAUAUCGUUUUUCACGUGAUUCUUUGCUUUAUUUAAAUAACCUUCUCCAACCAUACAUUGCAAAUGUGACCAAUCGUGGAUCUGCCCUCAGUCCACUCCAAACAAUUUGCACAGCUCUCCGUUUUUUUUGCGACGGGAAGCUUUUUGUACAGCGUAGGAGAUGCUGAGCACAUAGGCAAAGCCACGGUCUGCCGCUCAGUACGUAAAGUCUGUCUUGCGCUGAAGCGGUUGUUGCGGAACUUCAUCGUAUUUCCAGGCCAUAAACCCACGAGACGCAUGAAAAUGGAGUUUCACCAACUUGCAGGAUUUCCAAAUGUAAUUGGGUGCAUUGAUGGCACACAAGUGCCCAUACUGGCCCCAUCUAUAAAUGAGGCAGAUUAUGUGAACAGGAAAGGCUAUCACAGUAUAAAUGUUCAGAUGAUAUGUGAUGCUUCCCACAUGAUCACCAAUGUAGAGGCAAAAUGGCCUGGUUCAGUCCACGAUGCAAGGAUGUAUCGUGAAUCCAAUUUGAGCCGUAAAUUUCAAGAGGGGCAAUUCGAUGGGUGGAUCCUAGGAGAUCGAGGGUAUCCAUGCCUCCCGACGCUCAUCACCCCGUACCCUAAUCCCGCUCCUGGACCACAGACUACAUUAAACCGGGCACACAGCAGAACCCGCGUUAAGAUUGAAAACACAUUCGGGAUAUUGAAGUCCAGAUUUCAAUGCCUACGUGGACUAAGGGUUUGUCCGGAACGGGCAUGCGACAUUAUUGUUGCAUGCGCCGUCCUCCACAAUAUCGCCACCCUGCGCAAAGAGAUGCCUCCCCCCUUUGACCCGUUCCUCGAGGAGGAACACAUUCCCCAAAUGGAUUCAAGGGCUGGACAAAGGAUGCGGGAACACAUUUGCCAAAAUCACUUCAAUUAAAAAAAAAAAAACACCCAACACUGUUUUUAUCAAUCAUUUUUAUUCUUUAGUUGCUGAGGGAGGAAAAAUAAUAUAAUUAGACAUUGAAUAGCAAUAUCAUGUCCGCGUUGAAUUUCUGCCCAACCUCCUUUUUUUACCUCUAUCAGCAGCUUCGUGUACUCCAUUUGCAAAUCAGCCUUAGCGAUUUCCCGCUGAAGAUGAAGUCGAUAUAAUUCUUUAGUAGUCAACUGAA
Messenger RNA from Gadus chalcogrammus (walleye pollock), 1602 nucleotides. RefSeq names its product putative nuclease HARBI1. Bases 747 to 1370 code for a protein of 207 amino acids. NCBI's taxonomy places the organism in Eukaryota, Metazoa, Chordata, Actinopteri, Gadiformes, Gadidae. The transcript has 4 exons. The record is from RefSeq and is a predicted model, not a curated record.